Molecule: messenger RNA, 1554 nt
Organism: Saccostrea cuccullata (small rock oyster)
Lineage: Eukaryota; Metazoa; Mollusca; Bivalvia; Ostreida; Ostreidae
Exons: 5
Coding region: 223-945 (240 amino acids)
Source: RefSeq, a predicted model, not a curated record
UGAGAGCUCCAAAAUAUUUAUACUGAAAUAAUCUUUUAUUUAUACCAGGGUGAUGACAAAGUCAGUUUGAGCUUGAAAAUCCUUAAAAAGUCAACCUCCUUGCAGUCUUAUAAAAAGGGAGACUCCCUGGUCACGUACUUCAAUGUUGUUGCUGCGAACAAAGACAGUACUUUCAUAGUCCGAAUAUAUCUGAAACACAAAUUUAAUUUUAUUAAAGAAGGGAUGUCGUACAGGUUCACAGACGUGAUUAAGAAAGGAGACACUUACUGGGCCGUAAGUUCAAGUACAGUUGGUUGCAUUGCACCUCUUAAAAAUGUUGCCACAGCAGAUAUCGAACUCCCGGAAAAUGAAAAGGCUGAAGGAGCUGCAAGGACUUUAAUGGAUGCACUCCAAUGUCAGCAAAAGUCCGCAGUGAAAGGGAAGAUUGUCCAGAUCUCUCCUCUGAAACGAAGAAGAAAUGGUACCCUCGUUGUACGAAGUAUCUCCCUUAAAGACACCUCAGGUGUAGCCAAGGUAUGCCUUUUUGAAGGCACAGCAGAAAUGCAGUUCGAGAGAGACCAAAUAUUGGAAGUCACCUCUGUAUAUCCUAAGAGUUUUCAAGGUGCACAACAACUAACCGGAUCAGUUAGCACAAAAUGCCAGUUUGUGCAGGAUGAAAAUUUCAACGAUUUACAAGUAACGGAUGAAGAUUUCCUUGAAGACCAUGACUUCGAUGUAGAGGAGGAUCUGUCAAAUGGAGAUCCUUUUCAAGUAAUCAUGAUCUCUGAUGCUUACAGAUAUCUGUGCUGUCCAAGUCCAGGAUGUCGCAAAAAAAAAUUAUUGACAAGAAAUGUCCCAUUUGUGGUAAAGAAUCCAACAACACAUAUGGAAUCAGAAUCACUGUGGAAGCUCAAAAUUGUAAAACUAAUGAGAGCAGUACAACAUCCCUUUUCAACGAUGAUGUGACCAAUUUGUUCACACUUGAUCAGGAUGCUCUAGCAAGUGCCGAUGACUUGCUCUACAAACUGUCGUUAAAGCUCCCUGUUUCUUUUAUUGCUAAAAAGAUAGAUAACAGGUUCUACAACAUUGAUAAGAUGUAAAAAUCAUGUCCCCACUGUCUCCUCUUUCAUAAGGUGAUCUUUAACAUGUGCUUGAUUGCCCUCCCAUAACCAUUACACUUAAAAAAAAAUAUUCAAGACCUCAAGAAAACAACUUUGUCCAUUAAUUCCAAUGUUUUUGUUCUAUCAUGUUAGUUUCGCAUUAACACAUGUCUUUGUAUUAAAAAGAGAAUAAAUGCCAUUGCAUUCCUAACCCAUUUUUGUAAUCCCAACUCCUGAGAGGGCAAGAAGGCAUUUUGAAAAUGUCCUAUUUGAUGUUUUUGUAUAAAAUUUAUUUUGUACAGAGUUUUGAUUACUUUAUCGUAUUUCAUAAGUCCAGCAAAUGGAUAGAGUUUCAAAUUUUAUUUCAAUGAUUUAUGUACAAUUGCAUUCGUUGUGCCGAAGGAGAGGACAAGCUGACAUUUUUGCUUAAAGAUGUCCUAAUUUUGUGUUUUGUAUGAUAUAUUGUACAUUUUGU